UUUCUUUUGUAGUUACUAUUCAACAGGUUGAUGCAUUGAAAACGGUGUCAAAAAUUAGCCCAAAAUUUUGCAAAGACACGAAAGGAAUGACUUGCAUUUUACCAGCAAUAUGCACAGAUUUCUGUCAUGGUUCACACAACUGUCUUGAAUGCAAAGUGGAUGAAGGUCAGAUAAUCGUAUCAGGACAAACUCUAGCAAUACAACCCGCUGCCAACUGCUCCGAUUCAAAAAUGAAUUGUUUCCAUGACACACGUCUGCAUAGGGGAAUAUUGAGUUGGAAGAAAGACAGGAUAUUGGAUACGUGUAGCAAACCCAUACGUAUAGAACAGGGGCAUUAUCAAGUGUACAGUAGUAGAGGUAACAAAAUAACUUUUUCAGAAGACACUAUAUGUGAAGGAAUUCAAGAGUGUCCCGACAAAGCGUACAAUUCUAGUGAACUUGAAAUGAAUUAUACACUUUUUGUGAAGGGAAUUCCAGUCUGGAAAAGGGACUGUAAGAGUCCGGUCAACAACUGUGGAAGAAAUCUUGGUCAUGCAUCAAAGGACACACAACUCUUCUUUUUAGUCUUUUCCUUUUUUAAGUUUAUAUUUUAAUAAAAAUCAACUAUCCUUCU
This is a messenger RNA of Saccostrea cuccullata (small rock oyster), 613 nucleotides long. RefSeq lists its product as uncharacterized. The transcript is spliced from 6 exons. NCBI's taxonomy places the organism in Eukaryota, Metazoa, Mollusca, Bivalvia, Ostreida, Ostreidae. The coding region runs from base 87 to 593 and encodes 168 amino acids. The record is from RefSeq and is a predicted model, not a curated record.